AUGGGACAAACUGUGACGACUCCUCUUUCCCUUACCCUAAGCCAUUGGACCGAAGUUCGGGCCAGAGCCCAUAAUUUUUCGGUAGAGGUGAAGAAAGGAAAGUGGCAGACUUUGUGUGCCUCUGAAUGGCCAACAUUUCAGAUAGGAUGGCCCCCCGAAGGAUCCUUUUUAUUAGACAAGAUUAAGCUGCUGAAGUCUAAGAUAUUUAAUAUAGAUCCCCACGGACAUCCAGACCAAGUACCAUAUGUCUUGGUCUGGGAAGAUUUAAUUCUCUCCCCACCUCCGUGGGUCCGGCCCUUUGUUUCCUCAACAGGUACGUCCGCGCACACAUCAGCAGCGUCGGAGAUAUUAGCCUUAAAGAAAAACCCCAACACGGAAAAGCUACCUGACGCCCCGGAUCCACCGAAGGCGAUUUAUCCUGACCCGCAGUCCGAUUUGCUUCUUUUGGAUUCCCCACCCCCUUAUCCUCCGGCCCCAAAUCCCCUACCACCUAGAGGACCCCCAGCUCCACUGCCCUCGGCACCAAGGGAACCAUCCAUGAUGGAAGAAGAAAGGGGUCCCUCAGCGGGCACUAGGAGCCGGAGGGCUAUCUCCCCGGACUCCACUGCCCUACCUCUUAGAGAGUAUGGCCCCCCCGAUGGCCAAGGGAAUAGACCUCUCCAAUAUUGGCCCUUUCCCUCUGCAGAUCUUUAUAAUUGGAAAAUGCAUAACCCAACUUUUUCCGAAAAUCCACAGGCCCUUACCGCUUUAAUAGAAUCUCUUGUUUUCUCCCACCAGCCCACAUGGGAUGAUUGUCAGCAGCUGCUUCAGACUCUCCUAACGACUGAGGAGAGGCAACGGGUUCUUUUAGAAGCCAGAAAAAAUGUAUUAGGCGCCAAUGGGCAACCUACCCAGCUGCCUAACGAGAUUGAUGUUGGUUUCCCACUCGUCAGGCCAAACUGGGAUUUCAAUGCCCCGGAAGGUAGGGAGCGCCUGAAAAUGUAUCGCCAGGCUCUGGUGGCGGGUCUCCAUGGAGCGGCCAGACGGCCCACUAAUUUGGCUAAGGUAAGGGAAGUAACGCAGGGGCCCCAGGAAUCGCCAACUGUGUUCCUGGAACGUUUAAUGGAAGCCUUUAGACGCUUUACCCCUUAUGAUCCAACUUCGGAGGAACAUAGGGCUACUAUAGCAAUGGCUUUCAUUGAUCAAGCGGCCCCUGAUAUUAGGAAGAAAUUACAGAGGCUAGAUGGCUUGCAGGGAUUUUCGCUUCAGGAGUUAGUAAAAGAGGCAGAUAAAGUAUAUAACAAAAGAGAAACAGAGGAAGAGAAGGAAGAAAGAAAGCAGAAAGAGCAGGCAGCCCGUGAAAGAAGAGAUAAGAGACAAGAGAGGAAUUUAAGUAAGAUACUGGCCACUGUGGUUGGAGGAAGAUAUAUAGGGGAUAGAAAUGGGCAGGAAGGGCGAACGGCAGACAGAAGGCGACCAUUAGACAAGGACCAAUGUGCCUACUGUAAAGAAAAAGGACAUUGGGCGAGAGAAUGCCCUAAGAAAAAGAAUGGAGGAAGGCCAACCAGAAACAAAAUCUUAACAUUGGAAGAAGAAGACUAGGAAAGGCAGGGCUCGAACCCUCUCCCCGAGCCCCGGGUAACUCUUAAAGUGGAGGGGGAACCUGUUCAAUUUUUGGUAGAUACCGGAGCCCAGCACUCCGUCCUUCUCCACUCAAAAGGUCCUAUCUCAGCUAAAAGGUCAUGGGUACAAGGAGCCACUGGGAAUAAACAAUAUUCAUGGACCACACGAAGGACAGUAGAUCUUGGGAUUGGACGAGUAACCCAUUCAUUUUUGAUUAUUCCGGAAUGCCCCUAUCCUUUGCUGGGAAGAGAUUUACUCUCCAAAGUAGGGGCUCAAAUCCACUUUCAGCCAGAAGGUCCCACCAUAACUGAUAAUAAAGGAAGGUUACUUCAAAUAUUGACUAUGAAAUUAGAAGAUGAAUAUAAAUUAUACGAGCAGCCUUCAUCCUCACGAGUUAAUGCUACAGAUUGGGUAACUCGGUUCCCUCAAGCCUGGGCAGAAACUGCUGGAAUGGGGAUGGCCAAAAAUUGGCCCCCGGUGCUAGUGGAACUCAAGGCAACUGCCACCCCAAUAACGGUCCGUCAAUACCCCAUGAGUAGAGAAGCCAAAGACGGUAUCCGUCCCCAUAUACAGAGGCUACUAGACUUGGGCAUCUUAAUAAGAUGUCAAUCAGCAUGGAACACCCCUCUCCUGCCGACUCUCUCCCCUGAGCCAAUCCUACUUUGCCUUCGAAUGGAAAGAUCCAACAUCGGGAAUGUCUGGUCAGCUGACAUGGACACGGCUGCCUCAGGGAUUUAA
Lagenorhynchus albirostris (white-beaked dolphin) is the source of this 2340-nucleotide messenger RNA. RefSeq lists its product as uncharacterized. The record is from RefSeq and is a predicted model, not a curated record. Lineage: Eukaryota; Metazoa; Chordata; Mammalia; Artiodactyla; Delphinidae. Gene Ontology annotation, biological process: virion assembly; proteolysis. Gene Ontology annotation, molecular function: zinc ion binding; aspartic-type endopeptidase activity; nucleic acid binding.